Messenger RNA from Botrytis deweyae, 1308 nucleotides. RefSeq lists its product as uncharacterized. Lineage: Eukaryota; Fungi; Ascomycota; Leotiomycetes; Helotiales; Sclerotiniaceae. The transcript is spliced from 12 exons. The record is from RefSeq and is a predicted model, not a curated record. Bases 1 to 1308 code for a protein of 435 amino acids. Gene Ontology annotation, molecular function: hydrolase activity, acting on carbon-nitrogen (but not peptide) bonds, in linear amides.
AUGGGUCGAUCAGAAAUCCGCAAUAUCUGCAAAGUUUCACUUGAUGAGCCUGCAGAAAGUCAACCGAAGCUUCAUAACAGAUGGCAUCCAGAUAUUCCGUUCGCUGACACCAUCAAGAAUGGUGAAACCGUUAAGAUAGAAUGUGUUGACUGGACUGGAGGUCAAAUCAAGAACGAUGACAGUGCAGAUGAUGUAAAAAAUGUCGAUCUUACCAAGAUCCACUACUUGUCUGGGCCAUUUGAAAUCGAGACAGCAGAGCCAGGAGAUGUAUUGCUUGUUGAAAUAAUGGAUGUACAGCCACAUCAAGAGCAUCCUUGGGGCUUCACCGGUGUCUUCGCCAAAGAAAACGGAGGUGGCUUCCUGGAUGAACUUUACCCAUCGGCAGCUAAAGCAAUUUGGGAUUUUGAGGGGAUCUAUUGCUCAUCGCGGCAUAUUCCCCAUGUCAAAUUUCCUGGAUUGAUUCACCCUGGUAUUCUUGGUUGUGCACCAUCUGCAGAAGUUCUAGCCACAUGGAACAAACGAGAGGGUGAAUUGAUAGCUGCCAACAAGCUGGACAGGAUCGUUGCUCAACCACCUAACCCUCAAAACGUGCAUGCUGGUUCGGCAUCUGAGGACAUCAAAACAAAGGUUGGCCGCGAAGGCGCAAGAACAAUCCCGGGUCGCCCCGAACAUGGCGGAAACUGUGACAUCAAGAAUUUGAGCAGAGGAAGCAAGGUGUACCUUCCAGUACAUGUGAAGGGAGCCAAGUUCUCUGUUGGAGAUCUCCAUUUCUCCCAGGGCGACGGUGAAAUCUCGUUUUGCGGUGCCAUUGAGAUGUCCGGUGUCAUCACCAUCAAUUUUAAGGUAAUGAAAAAUGGUAUAGCAGAUCUUGGUAUGAAAUCACCACUCUACUUACCCGGCCCCGUCGAGCCCCAUUACGGACCAGGAAGAUACCUUACCUUUGAGGGGUUCAGUGUGGACCACCAUGGAAAGCAGCACUACAUGGACGUCACUGUCGCCUACCGCGAGACUAUUUUGCGUUGCAUCGAAUACCUACGUCGAUUUGGGUAUUCUGACUACCAGAUCUAUCUCUUGUUAUCCUGUGCACCAGUACAAGGUCACGUCGCUGGAAUCGUAGAUAUCCCAAACGCAUGUACGACUCUUGGUUUGCCCAUGGAUAUUUUUGAUUUCGAUAUUUCUCCUUCUGGUCCUGCAAAGAAGCUGGAUAUGGGUAGCUGUGCCUUUGAGACCGGUGUUACCGCGGGCAAAGUUACAAAGGGCGGUGAGAAUAGUGAGCACAGCUUCGGUGGUGGUUUGACUUUCAAGUAG